Molecule: messenger RNA, 2146 nt
Organism: Gigantopelta aegis
Lineage: Eukaryota; Metazoa; Mollusca; Gastropoda; Neomphalida; Peltospiridae
Product: zinc finger protein 239-like
Exons: 3
Coding region: 5-1189 (394 amino acids)
Biological process (GO): regulation of transcription by RNA polymerase II
Cellular component (GO): nucleus
Molecular function (GO): RNA polymerase II cis-regulatory region sequence-specific DNA binding; DNA-binding transcription activator activity, RNA polymerase II-specific
Source: RefSeq, a predicted model, not a curated record
GGUGAUGGGAACUACAACAUCUACUGGUGAUGGAACUACAACAUCUACUGGUGAUGGGAUUACACCAUCUACUGGUGAUGGAACUACAACAUCUACUGGUGAUGGGAUUACACCAUCUACUGGUGAUGGGACUGCAACAUCUACUGGUGAUGGGAUUACACCAUCUGCAGGUGCAGGUGACACUACUACUACUAGUCCUGUUGCUGCUGACACUAUUACAUCUACUGGUGGUAGUAGAAGUGGAGUCCGCAGGGGAAGAAAGGUGUAUAUUUGUAAGGAAUGUGGGAAGGUAUUUGAUGGAAAGUCUGGUCUUCAGAGACACGUGAUGAGCCACACAGGAGAAAAACCGUACAGAUGCGGGACUUGUGGGAACGGCUUUGUGCAGCGCUCGGACCUCACCAAACAUCUGCACAUUCAUACAGGGGAGAAACCUUUCGAUUGUGAUGUGUGUGGUAAGCAGUUCAGUCUGAAGAAGAACCUCGUCAUUCAUACCCGCGUCCAUACUGGAGAAAAACCCUUCAAGUGUGCUGUGUGUGGUAGAGGAUUUGGACAGUCGUCCACCCUUCAGAAGCACACCCGUACACACACGGGAGAGCGUCCAUACGAGUGUGAGUACUGCAAGAAGCGCUUCCCGCAGAGCGACAGCCUGCACAAGCACAUGAGCCUGCACACAGGGGACAAGAGGUUCUCGUGCGAGUACUGCCCGAAGAGGUUCUCCCGCUCCGAGCACCUGCUGCGUCACGUGCGCGGUCACACCGGCGACCGCAGGUACAAGUGUCAGCUCUGUGAGAAGGACUUCAUCCAGCACUGCCACCUGCAGAACCACAUGAAGACACACACGGGAGAAAAACCAUUCGGUUGUGAGGAGUGUGGGCACAGGUUCAUUCAGCUGUCUCACCUUCAGCGCCAUGUGCGAACUCACACAGGUGAAAAACCGUACACCUGCGGAGAGUGUGGCCGAGACUUCGCCACGGACUCCGAUCUACGCAAACACCUGAGACGCCACACCGGGGAGAAACCCUACACGUGCGGGCCGUGUGGCCGCUGUUUCGCCUGGAAUUCUGGGUACAAGAAACACAUGGCCAGUGAGACUCACAGAGAGAAAGUACUGUCACUGGAUGCUGAGCAGGAAGGUGUUUCUAUGGAAGCUGAACAGCAAGGUGUUUCCAUGGAAAUUGAACAGUUAUAGUCCUUCCUAGCCAUAAUACCCUCUUCCAUGUGCUCCUGUGAAGAAGCAGAAGAGACGACCGAAUAUGUCAUCCAACACUGCAAAAAUCUACAGCAGGUGAGGGACACUACCCGGACAACUACAGCAAAAUUCGAGAAGAAGCUGUAGGUACCAAGAGAGAUCUACAGAGGACAGUAUCUUUGAUAGUCACAGCUGGCAUCAACAUGUAGUCGUCAAGAAGAAAGAGGUCCUUCGCAGCCUCCAUGAACAAUGUUUUCGUAAAUAAUAUCAGUUUGAUUUGACAUCAGAAGAAAAGUAAAAUUAUUUUGAAAAUAACAAAAAGGAACUAUUUUUGUGUACAAUUUAGAAAACAAUUGGUUGAGAAAUAAGUAACUUGUUGUAAAUACACCAUAGUCAGACAAUGAUGUUCGCUGUGGGAAGGUUUAUAGCUGUUUCGUUUGGAAAUGAGAAGCAAAACAUUUUCAUGCAAAUAGAGAAUUAAGAUACAUGUAGAUCCGUGGAAACUGUGAAACGUGAUUUUUAAUCAAAACAGAGAAACAAGAUGUUUUGAAAGUAAACGGAAGUACACUAUUUCCAUAGCAACUAGGCAGCAAUAUACAUGUAUGUCCCUAGAGUCUAAACAUCAAGAUGGCACUGUUGUUGAUAAUAAAACAAAUGGGUGAAGAACAUGGUGUCAGCAGCCAGGGUGCAAUAAUGUCUGUGUAUCAAAACCUACAUUUGAGGGACGAAUGAAUCCAGAUAUUUUGAAAAUAAAUUAGAUCAGCAGUAGUUAUCUCCCUUAUAUCGUAGUAUGGUCGUCAAUCGAGAUUUAUAAAAGUGUCGUUUCAGAUAAGUCAUUGAGUAAUCAUUUUAAUGAAUCAUAUGUGGAAUUCUGAAGUUCUUUUUAUAUUUUUUAUAUAAAUAUAAGACUACUUUUUACAAAUUUCAUGUCUGAAUAAAGGUUCAGUUUGAUAGACA